GGGCUGAGGCGAGGAGGUGGGCGGACGGACAGGGCCACAUGCCAGUCCACAGCCGCGGCCCAGCGAAGAAUACUCCAGCGACGGUAGUGAUGGCGGGGACGUGGGUGAUCGUUUUGGUGCUGGGUCUCUUGUGCGGUUCCCCUCUUGGAUGCUUUGGGGACGAUGCUGUGACCGAAGGAAGUGGUUUCGAAUCCACAACAGAGUACCCCACUGAAGAGACCACGACACCCUCUCUGGAGACCACGACAUCCUCUCUGGAGAAUGAAACUACACCUUCCAAUGAGAAUGUGUCAACUACAACCUUAGGAGGUGACAUGCCCACUACACCCGCCAGUGAGAACAUCGCGACCACGCCUCCCCCUGAGGACGUGAAGGCCACUACUACAGACUCCCCACACGCCGCCACAGAACAAAAAGACUCUGCCCUCCUCGACGAACAAACUACAGGAUCAUUAACCGAGGAGCAAACAACCACGGAGUCCGCGACACUGGGCCAAUCCCCACAUUCCAGGAAAAGGCUGUAUGACUUCGCUACGCCGAUUCUCCGCGAAGUGUACAAACUUGAUGGCUUCCAGCGGCCUCCGACCUCAAGAAGUUCCCUGUGUGGCUCACGGGGCCGCAUCAUCGGGGGUCUGCUGGCCUCUGUGGGAGAGUGGCCGUGGGCUGUCGUGGUGAAGGACAAGAACGACGUGCACUACUGUGGCGGCGUGUUGAUCUCCCCGCGACACGUCCUCACCGCCGCGCACUGCAUUGGACACCCUGACCUGGCCAACCGCUAUCCCCUGAAGGUGACUGUUGGGGACCACGACCUCUCCACGACAACGGAGGCCAUUUCCACGACGCGCUGGGUGCAACAGGCGAUGCAGCACAACCAAUACGACCACGAAACUACCUACAACAACGACGUAGGGGUGAUGGUGGUGAUGGACCCCAUCGACACCCAGGGACAGGUGGCGCCCGUCUGCCUCCCUUCUGCGCAGUUCCAGCUUUCGGUGGGAACGAAGCUGUGGGUGAUCGGAUGGGGCGCCACCAUGGAGGGCGGCCCUGUGGUGAACGUGCUGCGAGACGUGCAGGUGACCGUGCUGGCCCACUCGGAGUGCCAGACCGCCUACCCGAACCAGUACCGCAGCGACAGAAUGUACUGCGUCGGGGACCAGGCAGGGGGCAAAGACGCUUGUCAGGGCGACUCCGGCGGGCCGCUGCUGUACAAGGACGCCAGCGACAAGUGGUUCGUGGUGGGCGUGGUUAGCUUCGGCACGGGCUGCGGGCGGGCGCAGUACCCCGGCGUGUACACGAGUGUGCCCUUCCACCUCGGCCUUAUCAACUGGGCCAUCAACAACGCGUGAUUGAGUACAUACGGUUCAGCCUCGAUUAGCUCACUGAACACUAAUUGGUUUACUCUUACUAUUGUAGAGAUGGGAAUUAAUAAAUACAUUUUAGAUUGUUUAAACAC
Molecule: messenger RNA, 1453 nt
Organism: Eriocheir sinensis (Chinese mitten crab)
Lineage: Eukaryota; Metazoa; Arthropoda; Malacostraca; Decapoda; Varunidae
Product: proclotting enzyme-like
Exons: 6
Coding region: 39-1346 (435 amino acids)
Biological process (GO): proteolysis
Molecular function (GO): serine-type endopeptidase activity
Source: RefSeq, a predicted model, not a curated record